AUGGACGGGGGCAGUGGCCUCAAUAUCCUCUACGUCGACAUGCUCGACGCUAUGGGGAUUGAGCGUUCCCGACUCCGACCCUCGGGAGUGCAUUUUGACGGCGUCGUGCCGGGAAAACAGGUGGUGCCCCUCGGGCAGAUUGACCUGCCCGUGACGUUUGGGGAUCCCUCCAACUAUUGGAAGGAGACCCUCACAUUCGAGGUGGUGGGCUUCAAAGGAGCUUACCAUGCCAUUUUGGGGCGGCCGUGUUACGCGAAGUUCAUGGCCAUCCCAAACUACACCUAUCUCAAGCUGAAGAUGCCUGGCCCCAAGGGGGUGAUCACCAUCGGCUCAACGUUCCAACGCGCUUAUGAGUGCGAGGUGGAAAGUUGUGAUCUCGCAUCCAAGGUCAUCGCGAUCGAGGAACUCGCCCACAUCCGAGUAGAGGUGGUCGAGCAGGCACCCGACUCCAAUAGGAAGGUCGGGAGCUUCGAGCCCGCCGAGGGCGUCAAGGAGAUUUCACUCGACUCCUAG
Molecule: messenger RNA, 513 nt
Organism: Panicum virgatum (switchgrass)
Lineage: Eukaryota; Viridiplantae; Streptophyta; Magnoliopsida; Poales; Poaceae
Exons: 1
Coding region: 1-513 (170 amino acids)
Source: RefSeq, a predicted model, not a curated record